GGUGGCCGGGAAUAGGAUGCUGUCAGGCCAAGCAGACGCACCGACCUAACGGAGAUAAACCGCAGCAGCAUCCUUUGUUUUCUGGAGCUGGAUAUGUAGAUUAUGGACAUGGCAGAUUCACAAGGGAUUGAGAGCAAAGCUGACCUCUGCAAUUAUUACAAAUCACAAGACAACCCCAGCUGUGACACCCAUUGACAACCUACAGCACCUGGAAGAGAAGAGGGACGCGUCCUGUUCUGACAGCCAAUAGCAAAAGCUUGGAGCAUAGGAGGACACAGGAGACUGAAUCACGACCACUGAUCAUGUGGCGAGCUUAAACAAGAGCUGAAACAACGGUGGAGAGGCCAUCGGGCUUUCUUUUACCACCAUCCCCUGCUUUUCCUUGGGCCCUGUGGAAGUACUCAUCCACACCAUUGCACUGAAACACACUCACCACUUUUACCUACUUUCCAUCCUGUCACUGCAUUCAUUCUCUUCUAUUUCUAUACAUCUAUCUGUCCAUCUUGCUUGAUGAAUAGGUCAGAACUUAAGCACCGCAAACCAGUACAUACCUCUCAGUAAAGACCAGUGAACUUAAGUAAUUUAGGCUGCAGAGCUGCUAAUGGAAAGAGAUCUUCCUACUCGAGCAAUGCAGUAGUAUAUAAUCACUGUAGUACCUCACCAGCCCUCUAGCCCAGAGUUUGGCUCGGUCACAGGCACCCAUAGGCCAUGAGGAGGGUCAGGGGCUUCAUCUCUUUCUAGACUCUCUCUUCUCCACCUUGUGUCUUCAUGUUUAGGGGGUCCUCUGGUGCCCCCGCCCUCUGUCGACCCCCCUGCACCUGCUGCCACCACGGCCGGCCAACCCAGUCACCUCGUUGCCAUGCCGACAGAGACACUGGCUCCAGCCUUGCCAGAUAGCAAGGCCGCUAGCCCUGCAACACCCUUCAGUUCUGCUGUACCCCUCCGCAUCCUCAACAAGGGCCCUGACUACUUCAGGAGACAGGUGGAACCUAACCCCAAGCGCCUCAGUGCUGUAGAGAGACUAGAAGCUGACAAAGCCAAGUAUGUCAAGAGCCAGGAAGUUAUCAACGCCAAGCAGGAGCCAAUCAAACCACCUGUGCUGGCCAAGCCUCCCAUCAGCCACACCUUCCUGUCCAAGAGAGGCUCUGGGAUGAGUGGAGGAGGAAAUGGAGGCGGGAUACCUUUCAAAGCAUCCAAUAACAACGCCAAGUCAGAUACAUGUGCAACAAGCAGCAGCAACAGCAGUAAACGGGAGAAUUUAAACCUCGAGAUCCUAAAAAAUCUGCUAAACUCAUCGUCCUCUUCAGGCGCCGGAUCUGAAGGACUGGGAAGUGGAGCUAAGAGUGCUGUGCUGAUGAGGUCAUCAGGGGGAAUGGCCAGGAGUUGGACACCAUCAGAGAUGCCGUUAACAUAUCGAUCUACAAUGACGCUUAAUGAGCAACCACCAGACUCAGCUCACAUUCCAAGCACCUCACACUCUCUCCGAUCCUUCUCCCAUUCCCUGAAGGUCCCUCCAAUCAACAGUGGGGGACGUCACAGUCCACAACAAGGAGGAAACCUAAACCUCAGUAGACGAGGCCUGGAUGAGAGAGGAGGUGAAGGAGGAGUUAUUGAUCGCUCUCGCUCCCCACUACCGCCUCUGCUCACCUCCCACUCCUCCUCUGACCUCCUGCGACUGUGCAAUGGGAAGCCACUCCGCAAUGCUGGAUCCAGCAGCUCCUCAGCUCCACCCCUACCUCCAAAACCCAACCCUGCCUCCCUCCCUCCUCCCACACUUUCCUUGUCACUGCCUCCACCUCGUCCAACUCCAUCCCCCUCACCCUGUGACAACACCACCCCUCAGUCGCUACCAUGUGAUUUCGGAGACCCUUCCAAUACUUCCACUGAUCCCCACCUGGAGCUUGAGCUUGGUUCCUCUGUGGUUCGUCGCUCCUCGUUACACAGAUCUAAAUCAGACCUGUCAGACCGGUACGCCCGGGCUGGAGCUGACAUGGAACGCUUUUUUAACUACUGUGGCCUUGACCCAGAGGAGCUGGAGGCAGUCGGUCCUGAGAACUUUGCGCGAGCCAACUCAGAUAUUGUCAGCCUGAAUUUUCGAUCAGCUUCUAUGAUCUCCUCCGACUGCGACCGAUCACGGCGAUCCUCCAACGAUGGGCUGUCAGAUGGGGAAGAGGGCGAAGACGAGGAGGAGGAGGCUGGGGAGCGUGUUCCAUAUGGCAUCUCAGCUGUGGAGCGGAAUGCAAGAGUCAUUAAGUGGCUGUACAGCAUCAAACAGGCAAGAGAGACACAAAAAGUGUCACAUGUUUAGGACUAGCACUACAGACAAACUGCCCUGUGUUUCAGAAUUGAUAGAUGGACCAAGAUUUCUCACAGGUUUAGAAACUGCGAUCCUGGGGCUGAACUGAAAAUUUGUGAAAAUGAAUAGAUGGAUGCAUGAAUGGAUGGAGGAGAAAGCCUGACUACUACAAACUAGUUGAGAAAAGAGACAAAUUUUGUUAAGAAAUUAAUGAAAAAUGAGGACUCUAAACCUCCUAAGUCUAGAAUAACAUGAACACUAAGAACAGAACGUAAUAAAAUGUGGAAUUGAUGAAUAUGAACAAAAUGUUCAGUCUGGAAAAACAAAUAAAGACCGGAUCUGUCUGUAAACUAUGGACAUAGUAUAAGGCGACUUAAACAGUUUGCUUGGGCAACAGGAACAAGAGCGAAAUGCACUAAGAUUGUCCAAGGACCUAUAAAGCGAUUGCUUCACUACAAAGGAUUACAGUCCUUUCUCACAGAGUACAUUUUGGCUUGUCAAACAGGUUUCACAAACUUUCCAUUCAGUUGUCGCCUGGUCUCAGGACUCUGAAUCAUCGCCCACAUCUCUAAUCUGUUGAGCAAGUCAAAAAGCCUUGGUUCUGUGCUCAUUCACAACUAUUUCCCCAGUAAAAGGAACAGUUGAACAGUCAAAGCAUUUGAAGUGGAAUUAUGAACUGGGAUAUAGUCUUCCUACAUACAGU
Xiphias gladius (swordfish) is the source of this 2999-nucleotide messenger RNA. It is a transcript of the gene fam110b, whose product is annotated as family with sequence similarity 110 member B. NCBI's taxonomy places the organism in Eukaryota, Metazoa, Chordata, Actinopteri, Istiophoriformes, Xiphiidae. The transcript has 6 exons. The record is from RefSeq and is a predicted model, not a curated record. The coding region runs from base 860 to 2308 and encodes 482 amino acids.